GCAAUAUAGGAAGGAAUGAAAGUUUACACUUUACUCUGAGAAAGAUUUUUUUGCAAAAUGUCCACGGCCAUAAACGACGAAAUACAGAGCAUUUCAUGCCACAAUAUUCGUCCAUUGUUUUUACAUGGCUAUAUAGGACCAUUUGUUAUUCUAUAUGCUAUAUGGCUGUAUUCUUGGAUUUUUAUAUACGGUCUUGAGAGUUAUUUUGAAGCCGGUCUGAUCGUUCUCGCAAUCAUCGGUUUGUUGCAAAUCUUGGUGUCGCUAUUUUGUGUUUGGUCCGUUGAUGUCAGAUGUAGUCUUACAUGUUCUAAGGUCAAACACCCUGAUGAUGCUGCUUGGCUAAAAGUUGUACCAACUACAAAUAAUGGCUCAACAGAAUUUGUUAAAUUACACAAAGAAACAACUACAACACCACAUGAACUUUGGUUCAACUUCCAGAAAACCAGAUAUAUUUAUGAUCGAGAGGAAAAGAAGCAAUUUCUAUCAAUACCAUUCCCUGAUGAUAAGUCUAUUGGAUACUACAUGGACUGUAAAGGCUACCUGGAAGAGGAGGAAAUUAAACAUGCAGAAAAAUUUUAUGGUCAAAAUAAAAUGGAAAUGGAUCUGCCUAAGUUUAUGGAAUUAUUUAAGGAGAGAGCUACAGCUCCCUUUUUUGUGUUCCAAGUUUUCUGUGUUGGUCUGUGGUGCUUAGACGAGUAUUGGUACUACAGUGUGUUUACCCUGUUCAUGCUGAUUGCAUUUGAAGCCACACUUGUUCAACAACAGUUAAGAAACAUGUCAGAAAUAAGGAAGAUGGGCAGUAAACCCUAUCUUUUACAGGUGUAUAGAAACAGAAAAUGGAGACCUAUUAUGAGUGAUGAGUUAUUGCCUGGAGACAUUGUAUCUAUAGGUCGUUCACAAGAUGAUCGUGUGAUACCAUGUGACAUGCUGUUGCUACGAGGACCAUGUAUAGUAGAUGAAGCCAUGUUGACUGGAGAAUCAGUGCCUGUAAUGAAGGAAUCAGUAGAAAAUAUAGACAGGGACCAUAUAUUAGAUAUGGAACUUGAUGGAAAACUUCAUGUACUGUAUGGUGGAACUAAAGUUGUACAACAUACACCACCAAGUAAAACAGGGGCAGGUCUGAAAGCUAGUGAUAAUGGAUGUAUUGCCUAUGUUAUUCGCCACAGUUUUAGCACAUCUCAAGGGAGGUUACUCAGAACUAUUUUGUUUGGUGUGAAACGAGUUACAGCUAACAGUUUAGAGACUUUUGCAUUUAUUCUGUUUCUGCUCAUUUUUGCCAUCUCUGCAGCAUCGUAUGUUUGGAUCAAAGGUUCAGAGGAUCCAAAGAGAAAUCGCUACAAAUUGUUUUUAGAAUGCACAUUAAUUCUGACAUCAGUUGUCCCUCCAGAAUUACCAAUAGAAUUAUCAUUAGCUGUCAAUACAAGUUUACUAGCAUUAACAAAGUUAUAUGUAUUCUGUACAGAGCCUUUUAGGAUACCAUUUGCAGGAAAAGUUGAUAUAUGUUGCUUUGAUAAGACAGGAACACUGACAGCUGAUAAUUUAGUCGUGGAAGGUGUCGCCGGUAUCAAUGGAACAGAGAUAAUGCCUGCCAGUGAAGCACCGUUAGAAACAAUUCAUGUAAUGGCUACCUGUCAUAGUCUGCUGGUACUAGAUGAUGAACUUGUUGGUGAUCCUUUGGAAAAGGCCACACUGAAAUCUGUUGAAUGGAACUUAACAAAAGGAGAGACUGUUGUUCCUCAGAAGAAAAAGACACAUGGUCUUAAGAUCUACCAAAGAUUUCACUUUGCUAGUGCUUUAAAAAGAAUGUCUGUAAUAGCAGGACACACUCCAGCAGGCAGUAGUGAAACAGAAUAUUUAGGAGUGGUAAAAGGAGCUCCAGAAACUCUUCAGUCAAUGUUCAAGAAUUGUCCAGCUGACUAUGAAGAAGUGUACUUAGAGAUGUCAAGAAGAGGGGCCAGAGUUCUAGCUUUGGGAUAUAAGAAACUUGGAGUUCUGUCUCAUCAACAGGUCAGAGAUCAGACAAGAUCAACCAUUGAAUGUGAUUUGACAUUCUGUGGCUUUGUGAUAAUUUCCUGUCCAUACAAAGCUGAUUCCAAGUCUGUUAUUAAAGAGAUCAUUAAUGCUUCUCAUUAUGUAACCAUGAUUACUGGAGAUAACCCUUUAACUGCUUGUCAUGUGGCAAAGAAGCUUAAAUUUACAGAGAAAACCACACUGAUCCUGACACAUCCAAAUGAUAAAGAUUCUUCUUGGCAUUGGCAGUCUAUAAAUGACAAAAUCAUCAUACCACUAAAUUCCAAGAAUAUCAGGAAAGAUGUAAUUGAGAAGUAUGAUUUGUGUUUAACAGGGGAGGCAAUCACCUAUUUACAAACUGAGGAUCCCAAAUUGAUGAAGAUAUUGUUGCCAAAUGUUCGAGUGUUUGCCAGAGUUGCUCCCAAACAAAAGGAAGUUGUCAUAACAACUUUAAAAAGUUUGGGUUUUACAACACUCAUGUGUGGAGAUGGUACAAAUGAUGUAGGUGCCCUGAAACAUGCACAUGUAGGUGUUGCAUUAUUAGCAAAUGCCCCAGAAAAGUUACCAGAGAAGAAGAAAAGGAAGUCAGAGGAGGAUGGUGAAGCCAAUCACACAAUGAAUGACAGAGCUGGACCAUCUACAAUGAAAGGAAAACCAGGUGGCAGAGUAGCAAAACAGAGAGCAAUUGCAAGGGGAGAUAACUUGGCUCCAACACAGAAAAAGUUGGCUAACAUGAUGAAAGAAUUGGAAGAAGAUGAGAAAGCUCAAGUUGUCAAGUUAGGAGAUGCUAGCAUAGCUUCACCAUUCACAUCAAAGUUAUCAACAACUACAUGUGUUUGCCAUAUAAUCAAGCAAGGUAGAUGUACGUUAGUGACAACAUUACAGAUGUUUAAGAUCCUAGCACUGAAUGCAUUAGUCUUAGCCUACAGCCAGAGUGUUCUAUAUUUAGAUGGUAUAAAAUUCAGCGAUAGUCAGGCUACCAUGCAAGGAUUGCUGCUAGCUGGCUGUUUCUUAUUUAUAUCAAGGUCAAAGCCAUUGAAGACAUUAUCAAAGGAGAGACCUUUACCAAAUAUAUUUAAUUUCUACACACUUUUGACAGUGUUAUUACAGUUUGCAGUACAUUUUACAUGUUUAGUAUAUUUAGUACAGGGAGCAAAAGCCCUGACACCACCAAGUGAAGAUGAAUUUGUAGAUUUAGAAAGGAAAUUUUCUCCUAGUAUAUUAAAUACAACAGUAUAUAUUAUAUCUAUGGCAUUACAAGUGUCCACAUUUGCUGUUAAUUAUAGGGGGCAACCAUUCAUGGAAAGUCUAACAGAAAACAAACCAUUAUUAUAUAGUCUUGUAUUUUCUGGAGGAGCAAUUACAGCCUUGGCGAGUGGUACUGUUCCAGAACUUACAGAACAAUUUGAACUAGUCGAAUUACCAACAGAGUUUAGAAAUACAGUUUUACAGAUAUUAGCAGCUGACAUUCUAGGAUCCUUCCUUAUAGACAGAAUAAUGCGAUUCUUGUUUGGAAAGGGACAUCUACGAUCAACUUGAGAUUUGUUCAGUGUAGUCAAUGGUGCUUGCUCAAAAAAAAUGAAUUACUUGGAAAUUCAUAUUCUGUUGACAAAACCUCUUGACAGUUAUAGUAUACAUAUAAAAAAAAAUACCAUCAUGGAAUUGCAAUAUUAAAAUGAAAUAUUUUAUACAUUUUUUGUGGAGAAGACACUAUACUUUUUUUCUAUUUUGAUUAUUGCUCGUUUAUAAAAACCAUUCAGCCUGCCAGCUUGCAAGAGAUGGGUGUCAUGUUGAAAAAACUUGAAACCAAAAAAAUAAGUACAGCAGAUUUCUAUUAUAUUGUUGUACAGUUUGUUGGAUUAAUUUUUGUGGAUUUUGUUGAAAUACAGGAAGCAUUUAGUUACAAAAAAUAUUAUUUACAAAAGAUAGACAUUUUUGUCCUGAAAACCAUGAAAUCAAGUUUUCAAGAAAGCACAAUACGCUCGAUCCACAAAAAUUGGUUCUCUACGAAAAAUAACUCAAUAUUUUAUUGUCUCUUUGGACUUUAAUACUAUAAAAAGAUACUACGUACAUAAAUUUCCUUAGUGCCUGUAACUUAUUAAAAUGCUGCAAUAUUCAUUUUUAGCAAAACCAUUUUCAUUGCUCAUUAUUUUUGCACCACUUGCCCCCAUACUUUUUAAUGUACCAGUAUAUUUUAAACAAAUUGAAAGUUCUUAAGUAGUAAAAACCUCUUGAAAUCUCCCACAAAUUAAAUUUAAAAAAAAUUAUUAUAAAUCUAUCAAAUAAUAUCCUUCACAAGACAGUCUGUCAGAUGACAGUAUUUAUACCUUUCCAUUGUGUUUAACAUACAUGCUUUAGGGCUUCACACUUCUUGUAUUUAAUGCAAAAUUGCUAUACUGCAAAAUUGGCCUCCUUUUUAGAUCUUAUGAAAUAUUUAGAUAUGUGCCAAGGCUUUACCUAAAAGAUAUUUUGAUACAAGUUAUAUUAAUAAGAUGUUGAUGUGGGUAAAAUCUCUUUUUGGGUAAGCCUUGGCUCAAUUAGCUUAAUUUUAUCAAAGCUAUGUAUACAAUAACAAUUUAAGGUAAAAUAUGUUAAUUUCUUUAUGACAUCACUGAUCUUUCUUUAUUUAUAAAGUUUCCCAUUUUAAAUAAAUGUUUGUUAUUUUAAAUAAAACUAAUACAAUUUGAAAAAAAUGAAGAAUUUUACAUUUUUUUAAUUUCAGACGCUUGAUAAUGGCUCUUAUCAUACCUACUUCUCUAUAAGAUGAAUAUUUCUAAAGUUUAUGAUAACAUUUGUUUGGAUAAUACACUGAGGGCUUUUCAAAUAAUUAUGUGGUCAAUUAUAUAUAUAGUCACCAUACUUUAAUCCAAAUGGUUUAUAUAUAUUAUAAGUAAACAAAUUUUAGGACCUUUGGCGAAAAACAGCAUAAAUUUGAAUAACUACCAAAACUGAUGAUUAGUGUAUUUUUUCUGAAGUUCAAGUUUUAGCCAAAGUUUUCUCAAGAGAUAACAAUUUUUUUACUGGAUGACUGAAAAAAAAAAAUGGUUAUAGAUUGUUUAAUAUUAAUUUUUUUUAUUCUUCAUUCCAAACCCCUUACAACUAUAAUGAUUUGCUUACCUUAUUAAUCCUUUGAUUGCAAAACAGUUUUUUUUUUACUGAGUCACCAGAAAUGAUACAUAUACUUAUUUGUUUUAACUGACAGAAAUGCUUUUUUUUAUAUUUUCAUAACGAAAAUAUAUAAAUACAAGUACAUCAUACAAAUUUGCCUGUAACUUUUCUGUCAAGAGUGGGAGAAAUGGUAUCAUUUAUUAUUGCCUGAUAACAUAUUUUUAAAAAUCGUAAUGUAUUGUUUAUGAAUUUAUUUAUUGUAUUGUCAACAAUGUAUAAUUUCAUAUUGAAAUCUCAAAAUAAAACCAGAAGUAUA
Molecule: messenger RNA, 5434 nt
Organism: Mytilus californianus (California mussel)
Lineage: Eukaryota; Metazoa; Mollusca; Bivalvia; Mytilida; Mytilidae
Product: endoplasmic reticulum transmembrane helix translocase-like
Exons: 26
Coding region: 58-3549 (1163 amino acids)
Biological process (GO): intracellular calcium ion homeostasis
Cellular component (GO): endoplasmic reticulum membrane
Molecular function (GO): ATP hydrolysis activity; ATP binding; P-type ion transporter activity
Source: RefSeq, a predicted model, not a curated record